CAUGAAGACACACCAAAAACAUUGCACCGCUUGCUUCCACUAUGACGAUGGACAGUUCCUCCAUCAAGCUCGCCGAGCUGCUCCGGCACGCGGACGAUCUAGACAAAAUCCCAGCCAUGAAAUCGGAAUAUAUUCGCAAGAAAGCAACGGUCGAUGCCCAGCUCCGGAGCGGGCUGAAAGAGCAAUUGGAAAUUACACAGUCUGGCAUGAAUGGGAUUACCGAUGGGCAAAGAACUGUCCAGCUCAUCAAGGAAGAAAUGAUGAAGAUCGAUAAGCUGUGUGCUGAAGCACAGAACAUGAUUCGGGAUUUCCCCAACAUCAACCUCGUUUCCCAGACACAUAGGAAUUUCAGCGCAGUCGAGACAAUGAGGAAGAAUUUGGACAGCUUUAAUGAUCGGCUGGCGCAGGUGGAAAUGUUGCUCAGAGAGGACGAUAAGGAUCUGGAGAAUAUGCCAAACUUGCUCACGGUGCACUAUGAGUUGACGCAGUUGAGGAACAUACGGGAUGAUUCCAUGGAGCAGAUUAUAAGGGCGGAUGAUGCGGGUAUGCAAGCCACACUGGAAGACUAUUUUGCGAGGUUGGACGAGACGAUUGAGUGGUUUGAUGAGCAUGUGGGAACCAUUGCCCUCAAUCUGAUCAAUGUGCUGAUCAAUGGGAAUAAUGGGUUGGUAGUAAGGCUGGCAGUUGUUCUUCAUGAGGAGGAGAAAAGCGAUAAGAGGGUUAAGGCGCUGCAGGAGGCGCUGAAGGAUCAUAAGGAGAUGGCAGUCCGGUUCCAGAGUAUUACAGAUGGAGCCAAGACUGUGAGGGGAUAUAAAGAGAAGUUCUUACAAGCGAUUAAGAUCAACGCGGAGGGGCAGAUAACAGAGACAAAGCAGGCGUUCUUGGAGGAUCCGUCGAAGUUAGAGAAGAACCUGAAGUGGUACUUCAACGAUCUCAACGCUGUAAAACAAGGGAUGGUUCCUUUGAUGCCAAAGAAGUGGAAGAUUUUCCAGACUUAUGGCAAGAUUUACCACCAGCUCAUGCACGACUUCCUUAUUGGCAUGAUCGACGAUCCGAAUACCACCUCAGCCAAUACUCUAGCUAUUCUCAACUGGCCCGAGAAGUACUACAAGAAGAUGGCGAAGCUAGGCUUCAAGCAAGACGAACUAGAACCUCCUAUUCUGGAUGGUCGGGAGAGUGAGCUGGUUAGAGAGUUCCGUCAACUCAUUAUCAGAUUCCUCGACCAGUGGAUUGAUCGGAUCUUCAAGACAGAGCAAAAAGACUUCGCAGACCGGAACGUGGAUGGCUCUAAUCUUGACGCGGAUGAAUAUGGCUACUUCAGAACGAAGAACCUGGUUGAUUUAUGGAGAAUGUUGUCGGAACAAGUUGACGCAGCUGGGAACUCUGAACGAAUGGACGUCGUGGAAGGCGUGAUAGAUGCCAUGAUUCUUCGACUUAAGACAAGACAACAGACCUGGCAGAAAAUGCUCGACGACGAAGCAGCCAGGUAUUAUGGCAAUACUCCUGAGCUUGAGGGAUUCCAAGCUCUCCAAGACUGGCUUGUUGCUACAGCAAAUGACCAAAUUGCAUGUGUAGAUGACAACGAGGAGGAAGGACGAUUUGCAUACCUCACCAGCUUCCGUCAAAAGUUUGAGCCUUUGGUCUCGCCUGUGUAUCUCGAACGAGUUGACGUGGAGAUCUCAACACUCCGUGAUGGAUACGUGGAUCUCAGUACACACUGUAUUGCAAAAUUCGCACAGCUCAUCUUCGCUGUGGACUUCAAAACAGUUAUGCCAGAUUUCUUCACACCUAGAUGGUAUGCCGCAACAGCAGUGAAGCAAAUGGUGGUCACGUUUGAAGAAUACGUCGGCGAUUACAAGAACGUUCUCCAUCACUCUCUUCUCGAUAUUUUCAUCGAAGAACUCGCCGACGAGCUCCUCAUCCGUUACCUAUCAUCCGUCAAAAACAAAGGCGCCAAAUUCAAGCGUCAAGAUCCCUUCAAAGACAAGCUAUUCAACGACGUCUCAACGGCCUUCGAAUUCUUCAACAACAAUAAUUACCUAAGUCCCGAUGUUGCCGAAACCAUUAAGCAGAAAUGGAAAGUUACGCAGAAUUUCUUGGAAUUGAUUGAGGCCGAGAAAGCCGCCGUGCCUGAAGUUUUUGCUGCAUUCAAGGCAGAGUAUUGGGACUUGCAGUUGAGCUGGGUGGAGGCAGUUCUUAGGUCGAGAGACGACUUUGACCGGAGUAUGUUGAAUGCUGUCAAGGCCAGAGCAGCGUCAAUUGAUGUCAUCCGAGGCUUGGAGACGAUAAUGAGUAAGGUGAAAUAGGUUAGGCUUUGAGGCUUGGGAUAUUUGGUUUGAGCGUGGAGUUCAGCGGGCAUUUUCUGGCGUCAGGGGCCAUACAGCUUCCGGUCAGAUACUGGAAGUGUUGUACAGUAAAUCAGAGAUUCGAUCAUAUUCCAGCCAAGGGGGGGAAAUCAACAAAACAUGAAAAUCAAGCUUCUCAAUGGAAAACUCUUG
Molecule: messenger RNA, 2498 nt
Organism: Hyaloscypha bicolor E
Lineage: Eukaryota; Fungi; Ascomycota; Leotiomycetes; Helotiales; Hyaloscyphaceae
Product: exocyst complex component Sec6
Exons: 1
Coding region: 42-2306 (754 amino acids)
Biological process (GO): exocytosis; exocyst localization
Cellular component (GO): exocyst
Molecular function (GO): SNARE binding
Source: RefSeq, a predicted model, not a curated record